AUCUAAACAUUAAACAAAAACAUGCGGAGGGAAUUAAUAUGAAGAAGACAACUUCAUUUCUUCUGAACAAUUCUCCUAAUUCUUCCAUGGAACUCCCUCAAGUCCCCCCACCAAAAAAGUCUCCCCUCAUCGACUCCCCAACCUCGCCUCAGCUCAUCAUGGGAGAACAAAUCAUCCAUUUCAGCCACCCUCAGCACCCCCUCUCUCAGGUUGACCUGCCUAACUGCUUCACCUGCGCUAGCUGCAAAGAAUACGGCGCUGGCAAGCGCUACACCUGCUCCCAAUGUGACUUCCAGCUUCAUGAUUUCUGUGCCUUGGCUCCUUCAGCUCUCAAGAGUCAUCCCCUCCACUUCCAGCACAAACUCCUGUUCUUUUCUAAACCAGUUAAAGGAGGACUCUUAAAAUCAAGGUGUGAUAUAUGUGCCAAACCCAUCAGAGGAAGUGCUUUCAUAUGCACUGCUUGCAAUUUCCAGAUGCACCCAUGCUGUGCCAUGUUGUCUACAGAACUCGACGUUCCGGCCCAUCCACACACCCUCAAGAUCUUACCUGUGGUGCAAUACUCAUCCAAUGGGAACCUUGAUUUUCAGUGUGGGGAGUGUAAGAGGAGGAGAUCAGGGAGAGUGUAUCGUUGCACCGUCUGUGACUACCAUCUCCAUGCUGUUUGUGCUAAGAGCAUGAUUAAUGGGCUCCAAGCCAAUGGCUUCAAGGGCGUAGAGAAGCCAGGCAUGCUGGGGACUGCAGCCAGGGUUGCUUCUAAGGUCGUGAUAGAGUUCAUUGGGGGGCUAAUUGAGGGGCUUGGAGAAGGGGUUGGACAAGUCCUCAUUCAAAGUGUGACCACCACAGCAGGAAAGCACCAUAUAACACCAUGAUUUCUCUGUACAAAUUAAUUCAAAGCUGUUUGUGACAUAUUGCUGGAUGGAUACUAUUGAAAUCAGUAUCCAUCCAUUAUUUAUGUUGGUAAUAAUUAGUGGGGAGCUUGUGGUACAUAUUUUAUAUGAAAAAGGGAGAUGUCAUGUCUACUUAGCCAAGCUUCAUGCCAAAGACAUACAAGAUUGUAUGUACGUUAUGUUCUCUGUAUAUUUUUGCCAUGGAAAAAAGAAUAAGAAGUGUGUUUAUAA
Messenger RNA from Rubroshorea leprosula, 1118 nucleotides. The record is from the annotation of a GenBank genome assembly. Lineage: Eukaryota; Viridiplantae; Streptophyta; Magnoliopsida; Malvales; Dipterocarpaceae.